AUGGCCGACAAGAAGGGUGAGGUUAACCAGGGCGAGAAGUCCGUCCUCGGCAUGCCCGGUUUCGUCGUUGACUUCCUGAUGGGUGGUGUCUCCGCUGCCGUCUCCAAGACUGCUGCCGCCCCCAUUGAGCGUAUUAAGCUCCUCAUCCAGAACCAGGAUGAGAUGCUUAAGGCUGGCCGUCUUGACCGUAAGUACUCCGGUAUCGGUGACUGCUUCAAGCGUACCGCCGCUUCCGAGGGUGUCGUCUCCCUCUGGAGAGGUAACACCGCCAACGUCGUCCGUUACUUCCCCACUCAGGCUCUGAACUUCGCCUUCCGCGACACUUUCAAGUCGAUGUUCGCCUACAAGCGUGAGCGUGACGGUUACGCCAAGUGGAUGAUGGGUAACCUUGCCUCCGGUGGUGCUGCUGGUGCCACUUCCCUCCUCUUCGUUUACUCUCUCGACUACGCCCGUACCCGUCUUGCCAACGACGCCAAGUCCGCCAAGGGCGGUGGUGAGCGUCAGUUCAACGGUCUCGUUGACGUCUACAAGAAGACUCUCGCCUCUGACGGUAUUGCCGGUCUCUACCGUGGUUUCGGUCCCUCUGUUCUUGGAAUCAUCGUCUACCGUGGUCUCUACUUCGGCAUGUACGACUCCAUCAAGCCUGUUGUUCUCGUCGGUCCUCUUGAGGGUAACUUCCUUGCUUCGUUCUUGCUCGGCUGGUCUGUCACUACCGGUGCCGGUGUUGCCUCGUACCCUCUUGACACCAUCCGUCGUCGUAUGAUGAUGACCUCUGGUGAGGCCGUCAAGUACAGCUCUUCCAUGGAUGCCGCCCGCCAGAUUGUCGCCAAGGAGGGUACCAAGUCUCUCUUCAAGGGUGCUGGUGCUAACAUCCUCCGUGGUGUCGCUGGUGCUGGUGUCCUGUCCAUCUACGACCAGGCCCAGCUCCUCCUCUUCGGAAAGAAGUUCAAGUAA
This is a messenger RNA of Aspergillus chevalieri, 954 nucleotides long. Its product is annotated as putative mitochondrial ADP,ATP carrier protein (Ant). The transcript is spliced from 5 exons. The coding region runs from base 1 to 954 and encodes 317 amino acids. Gene Ontology annotation, molecular function: ATP:ADP antiporter activity. The record is from RefSeq and is a predicted model, not a curated record. Gene Ontology annotation, cellular component: mitochondrial inner membrane. NCBI's taxonomy places the organism in Eukaryota, Fungi, Ascomycota, Eurotiomycetes, Eurotiales, Aspergillaceae. Gene Ontology annotation, biological process: mitochondrial ADP transmembrane transport; mitochondrial ATP transmembrane transport.